GUCAAAAGUGACAGCGCGCACAACCAACAGGUGCCAAAAGCGGAGUGGAAAGAUUUUAUAUUGAUUCACCUAUUUUGUGGAAAAUAAUUGUUCCGAAAGGGCGCACUUAAAAAAAAGUAUAUUUUUAAACCUUAGAAAAAUACAAAACUACCAACGCACCAAAGCAAAACCCCAAAGCACGGAAAACCGAAACACGAUCGUCAGUCGUUCUCUCCCUCUCGCUCGCUCUCUCGCAUUGUGCGGUAUUGUGCAGUAACUGUCAAGUGAAAACGCUUAUUCGCGGUAUUCGACCGGUGCUACACAAGUGCAUGCGGUGUGCGCUGCAUUAUGCACGGUAGCACUAUUCGUGGGGAGCAGAACAACAGCGCCCGGAACGCUUGAGUUCAACGUACGAUGGGCACGCCAGAGCACCAGAGCAACCGGAGCCCGUCAACGAUGGAGUCUCGCAUCUUCAUCACGCACUACGUCAAUCCGCACCAGUUUUGGUACAAACCGUUCCAUCCGGGCAGCAGGAAGAAGCAACAGAAGCAGCUGCAGGAUGCAAUCGACGAGUACUGUGAGCAGCACUACCUGAACCAGUCCAUUGGCCAUUACGAGCCGGUGUUUGGAGAGGUAGUGGCCUUCUACGAUCCAUCGCUUGCCCGCUGGACCCGCUGCAGUGUGGACGGGGUGAGGGUCGAUGGCAAGGGCACCCAGCGGUACCGGCUGUGGUCGAUCGACGAGGGCUGCCCGAAGACGGUCGGCAUCGAGCAGCUGCGACCACUGCCGGACCACUUCCACGACCGGUCGACGUCGGGCGUGAAGCGGGGAGCGAUCAAGAACAUCUUCCCGGCGCAAUGUGUGUUCGAUCCGCGCGAGGAACAGCUCCGGAUAAUGGAAUGUGGCGGGUGGGCCGAAACGGCCAACAUAAUGCUGCGCUCCUUUAUCGACAGCAACCAGCAGCUCUGCUUCAUCAGCGUAACGCCCUACACGGUCGGGAAGGAGUCGAUCCACUUCGGCGAUCUGCUGUUCGUCACGAAAAGCAAGACGUACAAUGCGGCGAACCUGCUGGUCGAGAACGCGAUGGGAUUGACGGUGGAGCCGAAGAAUUUUAUUAUUCAAAUGCUAGAAAUGGAUGCAACGUUCUCCACCCGACCGUCCUCCAUAGUGAGUGGCAGUCUGUCGCAGGGCAACUCGUCGGGCGAUACGUAUACGAUACCGGUGGACCAGCAGCGCAACGAAGGCAUCUCGCUGCUGAACGGCGUGAAUGAGCGCGAGUUUGACGAAUCGGUCAGUAUGGUUGGGACGGGCGCGCAGAACAACCAACCCGUCGUCGUUGCUGACCCGCUUCCGGUACGGCAGCUGCCACCACCGUCGGUCCCGGUAGCUUCCACGGCUGCUUCCGAUCGUACACCGGUGCCGCGCGAAGCAAGCAAAUCGUCCGAAUCGAGCGGUUCGAAGAAAUCGAUCGGAUUGGCCCAAAAGCUGAAGCUGCUGAAGGCACAGAAGUUGAAAACCGCUUCUCCAAACACUAGCAAAGAGCGAGAAUCUUCGAGCACGGGAACGGGCUCGCAAGCUUCCGGCCACCAUUCCAACAGAGAUCCGUUCGAGCAGAUCCGUAAAGACGCGUACGCACUGACGAUCGAUGUCGGGCUGUCGGAGAAGGCCGAAUAUGAGCUUUUGAAGGCUGCAAAGGCAACGGAAACAAGCACGGCUAAGGUGGUUGAAGCACCACCAAUGGAGCAUAAACCGAAAGUGGUGGAAAAUGCAGCAGUUGUGCCAACGAAGGCAGUGGAACCAAAAGCCAAGACACCAACCAAACCGAUGCAAGUGCAAGUUACACCGACGAAGGCUUCACCACAACCGCAGAAAACCACUCCCAGCCCAGCGGCCAUCAAUUCAACCGCAUCAACGGAAAUGACACCACCAAGUGGUGCUGGUGGUGGUAGCAGUUUGAAGCAAAGGCUGAUGCAAAGGAUCGCCAACGCGAAAGCGCAGCAGCAAAGCAAGCAAAAGCAGGAACCGGAACAGCCGCAGAGUCCAGAGCUUAGUUUUGCACCGGCCGGCAUUACCAAUGACCAGCUCAUACAGCGGUACCUGGAGCAGCCGACGGUUCAGAGUAAUGCCGAGAUGAAGAAGUUUGAAAAGGUUAUACAGGGAGAGAAAUGCAUAUUUUCCCGCCGAAGCCACUACCGCGUCCUGGUGCACGGUGCGAAAACGCCGAAACCGAUCGAUCGCAUUGCGGCGGCCAACUUUAGCCCGCGCGUGCACCAGGAGCUCGACCAGCUCGGCAUCAAAUCGCUGCAGCGCCUGCAGGCUUACUCGUGGCCCCACAUACUGCGCGAAAACUCGUUCAUCUGCGUGAACGGUGCGUCGACGGGGAAAACGUUCGCCUACCUGCCAGCCGUAUGUUCCGUGGUGCAGAGACAAAUCGAAGAAUCGCUGGUGGAGGCUGCCUCCGGUCCGGUAGCCAUCAUCGCCACCUACACGUCGCGCGAAGUGCAGCGGAUUGCGUUCUUCUGUCGCAAGCUGCUCCAUUCCGAGGCGCACGCCGACCUGGCCGUGGUAGAGUGUUACGGCAUACGGGAUGUGACGAAAGCAUGCAAUCUGCUGUACAACGGUUGCGCGAUCCUUGUCACGACAGCACCGGCCUACCGGCGGCUGUACGAGCUCGCACCGGAAGCGUUCGCCCGCAAGCGCAUCCAAACGGUGGUGAUUGACAAUCUCGAGGAGAUACUGCCCCAUUUCGGGCCGGAGCUGCAGCUGCUGUGCAAGAACUGCGACAAGGAGGGGCUGCAGAUGAUCGUCACCGCCGGCUACUGGAUGCCGAUGUUGGCCAAGUUUCUGCAGCGCUAUCGCAACAUGGUGAUCUGCAUCGGUGCCUUCCUGGAGGCGGCCGUCUACGCGAAGGCCCGCUUCGUCAUCCAAACGUUCGUGGGCGAGGAGCGCAAGCAGACGGAGCUGAUACGGCACCUGAAGCAGCACGACUACCGCAGCGAGCGGACGAUCGUGUUCGGCAACGAUAGCGACGAUCUGGUGCCGAUCGUGAACGCGCUGCGCCAGAACUCGAUCAACCACAUCGUGGGCAGCGAGCGGAUGGUGCUGCAGCAGCAUGCCGGGUUUAGCAACUGGGACGAGCUGCAGCCGGGCGAUAUGGUGGUGCUGGUGUGCAGCGACACGGUGCUGGGUGAUUUGAAAAUUUCCAAAGCGCAGCAUAUUAUCCACUAUUCGCUGGCGGCAACGUGGUCGUCGUUUACUAGGCGGUAUGCCUGCUCGUUCGGCUAUUAUGACUGCCCUUACCUGCCGGCCAAGGGGAAGGAAGGGGGGAAAGGGCUGGCCUCAUCGUUGGUGUUGCUGAAUGAGAAAAACAAUCAACAGCUGCCGAGGCUGGUGGACUUUCUGGAGCUGCACCAGGAGCAGAUCCCGGAGGAAUUGGCCGUCAAUGCGCAGAAAAUUCGAAGCAUUCUCGAGAGUUCCCGAGUCGCUAGCGGACGUGCCGUGUCCAUGCUGUGCACGUACAUACUCGGCUUUGCCGUUUGCCGUGCUGCCCGGAACUGCGUCUUCCGGCACACCCUCACGCUGGACGAUCUGGCCCCCGACGGUGUGCCGCGCAGUGGCAAAGUGCGCAUGAAAAUCUGCCACGUGUUUUCGCCGGCUCACUUUGCCGCCCGGCUGGAGCACCAUUGCCCUGCGGGCGAGUCCGAAUGGACCGUGCUGAACGAUACCAAGCGCUACAUGCUGCAGGAUAUGGCGCUGCAGGUAUACUUUAACAACGAAAGCCGGCACCAGAUGCAUGGCGACCCGCACCGGAACGAUCUGUGCGUGGUGUUUGAGGAUCAGAAGUAUUGGCGCUGUCAGAUCGUCAACUACGACGAGACGAAAACUGAUAACGUUGAGGUACAGCUGCUCGCCAUCGACACCGGGCGGAUAAUGCACAUGAAGGCGUACGCGCUACUCCAUCUGCCGGAACAGUUUCGAGCGCUGCCGGCCCAAGCGAUCAACGUGCGGUUGGCCGCCAUCGUACCGCACGAUUACGAGCAGGAUUGGGACAAGAUCGCGACGAAUACGGUGCGCCGCUGGAUCGAAAACUAUGCCACGCGCCCGAACUGCAGCAUUCAGGGCAAUGUGCUGCUCGCGCUCAAGGAUACGGUGUGGGUCGAUGAGCUGUAUCUGGUGGAGGAGCUGGAUGGCAUGAAAACGACGGUAACGGUGGAACGGAUCCGGGCGUCCCUGAUCGCCAAGCAGUACGGGGUGGGCGAUAAGGAAUCGUUCGAGCGGAUCCGGAAGCUGGUGCGGGACUGCGAAAAGCACGGCAUGCAAUUGUUGCGCCGCGAGGUGGAGGAGCUGGAGCGAGAUGGCAAAGCGGGAGCUGCUGCUGCGAUGGACGAUGUGUUGGAAAUGGUGGAAGGCGUUGGAGAAGACGAAUUGAUGCGUGGUGGCAUCGGGACGGGAGAAAUUAGCUUCGAUUCGAACGAAACGCUCAAGCAGCUGGUGCAUGUGGACGUGCCCAUCAAGGACGAUCAGGGCAUGAGGGUGUCGGAUGAUGAGCAUGAGAAACAAAACGACAGCAGCGAGUCGGAUGAUCGCGGUAAGCAGAUAUCAGACCAAGAGCAGGGAAAGGAAGCGGAACAAAUGAAUACAAUGGAGUCGUCGGCGACUUCAGAUGAAAUUGACAAUGGCAAGCGGCAGCAGACGACGAUUGCUCAUGCAACACCACCAGCAGUGCCUGAUGAUGAUGAUGAGGGUGAAGUGUUGCAAAAGUUACCAGAAAUUGUAACGACACCGGCUGCAGAGGAAUCCUUCGCGGAAGACACUGACAUUGUGCAAAGUAAGCUGAUGCCAAUCGAAGCGGACAGUACCAUGUCCUCGUCCAGCUCGUUCGAGCUCGUUUCGCCCGCACAGGAGGCAACGGCCCAGUACCAGUUCGAUUCGCUGUUGGUCGGCAAGAACUACAGCGUAAUGAUUGGCCACUAUCUAACACCGGACAAUUUUUAUGUCUCUCAAUCCAAUAGAAUUCGUGAGGUGGACGCUUUGAUCAAAGAUUUUACCAAGGAACCUUUAACUCCGCUAAAUCAUCCACGCGUCGGUCAGCACUGUUUGGCGCUGUUCGAGAACUUUUACCACCGUGGCCGUAUUGUGGGCGUGCUGCCAGAGAGCAGAGAAGUGGAUGUAUUCCUGGUUGACUUUGGUGGCACCGUGCGAUGCCGGGAAAUCUUCAAAGCCUCGGAUAACCUGCUGAGCAGUGUUCCGUUUCUGGCAAUUAAAGGUUCGUUUGCGCACAUCCAUCCACCGGGCGGUGCAACGGAAUGGACCGGCGAAGUAGCCGACGCCAUCUACGACCGUUGGUUGGAGCAGCACAACCAGGGCACGAUGUACGCCAUCGUCACCAAGGUGCUGCCGUGGGUAGAACAGGACGGGGAGCAGCGAAUCGAGGGCUGCCACCGGUACGAGAUGGUACUGUGCGACGCGAACUCGCAAGACAUGUUUUCCAUCGUGUCGGACAUCGCGUACGACGGGCUAGCGAUGUGGGUGGGCAACGAGGACGGCGUCAGCAGCACCGUUCCCGACACGGACGAGGAUGACAACUUCACGCAGGUUAACUUUACGCACGAGGAGCUGAUGGAGCUGAUGCAGAAGGCAUCGUCCGCACCGCGGAACGGUGGGGCGACGCACGGCCCAGCACGUGCCAUUAAGGAGGCGGUGCCCGAUUCCCGCUGCAACGCGGCGGAGCAGCUGCCGGUGGAGAAGAAAGUGGCGGGCAGAUCACUGGAAACGUCCGACGAUGAGAAAAGUGCCAUACGGGCUGCACGCAGGCAGCGGCGCACGUUGAAAGAGCUCCGGCUCGACUGUGACUACCGCUUUCCGUCCACCGUGUGGGACCAGGACGAAUACUUCGUGGUGCUGCACGUGCACGCACCGGACGUGAAGCGGUACAAUCUUACGCUCACGCACACCAGCCUGCUGCUGCAGUUUGUGCGCGAAGAUGAAGGUGAACGGUUCGUGCUGGGGCUAACGCUACGCAACCCGAUCGUACCGCGUGACUCCGUGCACGGAGUGCGGGGGCUUACGAUAGUGUUGCGGUUGCGCAAGCUAGUGCCGGGGCUGCGAUGGCUCACGCUGGACACGCUCGGCAGCAAGCGGCUGCGCUGGGUUCAGUUUGGCCGUGGAGGUGGUGCCGGUGACUCCAGCUCGGAUGAAAUGGUGAAGGAAAAUCGGUGGAAGGAUCUGCUGCGGGCCCACCUGGACAGCAGCUCGGUCGAUAGUGUAGGGUCGGGGAACGAGCAGACGCUGCAGGACGAUUCCGAUGCGGAGGACGAGGACGGUGUGUUUCUCGGGUUGAAUUAGGAAGGGGGUGGUGUCUGCUUUCUGACUACAGAAAGAGAGAGAAAUUAGUUUUUAAUGUAAUGAACGGUUCAAGAAUUAAGAAGAUGAAUUCCAACAGCCUGCAAAAAGGGGACAGUACAAAGCAAAGAGAGCAGCAUUUUAUAGCAUUGUGAAGAAAACGAAUAUAACGAUUUGUUACCAAACCAAGGGAAAUGACAGAACAGUAACAGGUUGGCUGACAAGUCCCCGGUCUAGCGAAGAAAAACACAUUUUUUUGUCAAAAUUCGGUUUUUAUUAUUCAAAAUAGUUCCCUUCAAAAGCGAUACAACGAUUAUAACGACCUUCCAAUUUUUUGAUACCAUUUUGGUAGUACUCCUUCGGUUUUGCUCGCGCGGCACCCAUUUUGCACAGAGCUUCCGCAUAUCCAAAUAUUGAUGAAUGAUAUGACCAACACGUUCCUUUGAUAUCUUUAAGGCCAUCUGCUAUCUCGAUCAACUUCAUUUUACGGUCAUUCAAAAUCAUUUUGUGGAUUUUUUUUAUGUUUUCGUCGGUAACCACCUCUUUCGGGCGUCCACUGCGUUCACCGUCCUCAGUGCUCAUUUCACCACGCUUGAAUUUUGCAUACCAAUCAAUUAUUGUUGAUUUCCUUGGGGCAGAGUCCGGACUCUCAUUAUCAAGCCAAGUUUUUGCUUCCACUGUAUAUUUUUUCCCUUCAGAAAACAGUAUUUUAUCAAAACACGAAAUUCCUUUUUUCCAUUUUUUUCACAGUAACAAAAAUUGCUUGACGAAAGACGCUCUGUCUCACAAAUUAAUUGAUAUAAAGACGCCAAAUUUUAACACGAAUCAUUUGAAGGUUGGUACUAUAUAAAAAUAAUAUGCAUUUAAUACUAGCGGCGCCAUGAAUGUGUCAGAUCGGGGACUUAUCAGCCAACCUGUUAUGUUCUGCUACGAGAAUUCCGUGAUUUACAUUCUUCAUUUACAUGCAUUUCCGACAUUGUGCAACGAAUUGUGAAAUAAAUUGUGUUAAAACAUUUGUAAA
Messenger RNA from Anopheles gambiae (African malaria mosquito), 7342 nucleotides. RefSeq lists its product as uncharacterized. The record is from RefSeq and is a predicted model, not a curated record. Gene Ontology annotation, biological process: transposable element silencing; germ-line stem cell division. Gene Ontology annotation, molecular function: nucleic acid binding; ATP binding. The transcript has 11 exons. Bases 394 to 6324 code for a protein of 1976 amino acids. Lineage: Eukaryota; Metazoa; Arthropoda; Insecta; Diptera; Culicidae.